AAAGCCAAUAGCCACAAACUUGAAACUCCACGCUCCACAGUGGCUCCGCUGCCCUCACUUCCCGCCAUCUUCUCCCUCCGUUCCAAUCUCUGCAAACCCUAAUUUCAUUUCUCCCAAUUCCCCCAAUUGCUCACUCAAUUUUUAAUUUGCUUCCCAAAAUGCAGCCCCUCUCGUUCUCCAACGCCUUGACGUCCCCAACCCCUCUCUUCCUCCACACGGAGCUCUCCCACCUUUCCCUCCCAUCACUAACCCUAACCCCCAAACCCAUGAUAAUCCGGAUGGGCGGCGGGCCCAGAACCUUCCCCGGAGGCGUAUCCAAGUGGCAGUGGAAACGCAUGCAGGCCAAAAAAGCCAAGCAGCUCCUCAAGGCGCGGCUCUGCCGGGAGCGCCAAAUCUACGAGAUGCGAAAGAGGGCCGAGCUCAAAGCCGCCGUGUCCGAGCUCGAGCGGCCGUGGGAGGUCGUGGAGAAAGCUCCGAACUUGUUCUCUGUCAGCGCCGACGAGCAAGUCAAGGUCUUGGCCGAUAGGUUUCAGAAGCCUGGUGGGUUCGAUUUGUGGACGGAGAGGGACGGGCCCCAGUUGUUUCACACCAUGGAGGACUUGCCCUCCGCGAGGUUUUUCCCCAAAGGGGUUGUUCAUAGUGUGAGGCCGUAUAAAAGGAUUUCUGGGCUGGAGGAAUUGGAGGGUUUGGAGCUUGAAGAUGGAGGAUUUGGAGGAGCUGAGGAAUUGGGUGAUGGGUUUAAAAGUAAGGGAAAAUCGGGAAGUACAUCAUUGGAUUUAGAGGACUCAGAUGGAUGUUUGAAUCUAAAACAUUCUAUGGAAUCGUUGAGUGUGAAUGGCCAAGCUGCGAAGAAGUAUAGUGGCAGAGUGGGGAAGAGGGAGAAUAGGAGAAAAUCUGGGUCUUCAGGUGGGUUUGAAAAUGCAGAAGCUGGUUUUGACAGGAAACAGAGAGGACAGAGUCCCACAAUGCCCGGUGUAGAAGCUGGUUCUGAUAGAAAACAGAGAGGACAGAGUCUCACAAUGCGCGGUGGAAAGACUCAGCGUAGUAGACGAAAUGGUUCGGGGUCUGAAGUUUUUGAUAUGAGCUUGCUGCAAGAUGGGAGCUAUGAACUUAAAGUGCAAAAUGGCAAGCCAUGAAGUUUACAUUCAGAACUAAGUGAGUGGCAACUGGAGGAUCCUAAGAACUCGUAAAUUGACCGUGAAGACUUAAUUUUGGUGAUUAUGUGGAUCUCUCGUUUGCAUUAGUGUUUGGUAAAGGAUCUUGAUUCAGGAAGGCACCACUCUCCAAUCUGUAUGUGUAUAUUUAUGUUCUGUAGUUAUUUUAAGCUGAAGGAGUUGAAUGACAAUGUAAUUUUAGUCAAAGUACACAUAACAAUACUUAUGGACGAAUUGAUUAUAAUAUGCCAAGUGUUACACGAAUUUUU
Molecule: messenger RNA, 1423 nt
Organism: Pyrus x bretschneideri (Chinese white pear)
Lineage: Eukaryota; Viridiplantae; Streptophyta; Magnoliopsida; Rosales; Rosaceae
Exons: 1
Coding region: 159-1136 (325 amino acids)
Source: RefSeq, a predicted model, not a curated record